Messenger RNA from Tarenaya hassleriana, 783 nucleotides. Its product is annotated as ras-related protein RABD2a. Lineage: Eukaryota; Viridiplantae; Streptophyta; Magnoliopsida; Brassicales; Cleomaceae. The transcript is spliced from 8 exons. The coding region runs from base 147 to 758 and encodes 203 amino acids. Gene Ontology annotation, molecular function: GTP binding; GTPase activity. The record is from RefSeq and is a predicted model, not a curated record.
UCUCCUCCGCUUUCCAUAGCCAAAUCGGCUUUUCACUGUUUCUACGCAAAAGGCUUCGAAGGAGAUAUAUCGCCUCUGCAUCGCUGUUGAAUCCGUACCUCUCCGGCUGAUUUUUCUCCGAUCUACCACUUUCCACCGCAGGAGCCAUGAAUCCAGAGUACGACUAUCUUUUCAAGCUACUGCUCAUCGGGGAUUCUGGUGUCGGGAAAUCAUGCCUCCUUCUAAGGUUCGCUGAUGAUUCAUACAUAGAAAGUUACAUAAGCACCAUUGGGGUCGAUUUUAAAAUUCGGACUGUGGAACAAGAUGGGAAGACCAUUAAGCUCCAAAUUUGGGACACUGCUGGUCAAGAGCGAUUCAGGACUAUCACAAGCAGUUACUACCGUGGGGCACAUGGAAUCAUCAUUGUCUAUGACGUCACGGAUCAAGAGAGCUUUAACAAUGUGAAGCAAUGGUUGAAUGAAAUUGAUCGUUAUGCCAGUGAUAAUGUUAACAAACUCUUAGUUGGGAACAAGUGUGAUCUUGCUGCAAAUAGAGCUGUUCCGUAUGAAACGGCCAAGGCUUUUGCGGACGAGAUUGGGAUUCCAUUUAUGGAGACGAGUGCUAAAGACUCCACGAACGUGGAACAGGCUUUCAUGGCUAUGGCUGCGGCCAUCAAGGAGAGGAUGGCAAGCCAGCCAGCGGCGAACAACGCAAGGCCACCGACGGUGCAGAUCAGAGGCCAGCCUGUUGCCCAGAAGAGCGGCUGCUGCUCCUCUUGAAGCUAAAAAAUGACAUAGAAGCGUG